UCAAGUUAUAGACAAGAAAACGCAAAUAACAUGUAAACAUGUGUUAGUUGGAAGAAUAGCUUGUAUGCUGGGCAAGACCAUUGAUCAAGAAGUUACUCAAGAACAAUAUUUAAUGCUUGUUAAAUCCAUUUUUGAAUUUGAUCAAAAUGGAUAAUGGAACAUCAGAAUAUUAUUUCACAGCUUCUAUGGACACAGGAAAAUCUUUGUAUAGUUUAUUAAAAGCCAUACAAUUUCAAGAGUGUGCUGUAUUUAGUGCUAUGUCUGAGGGAUUAAAAUUAACAGUUGAAGAAGGAAAAUGUGUGCAAGCCUCUGCUUACAUUCCUGCAGAUAAUUUUACUGAGUAUCAUGUUAGAACUGAUGUUGAUGUCAUGUUUAAAAUAAGUAUAGCAGUGCUCACAGAAUGUUUAAACAUAUUUGGUGCUAGUGAAGAGUCAAGUUUGAAGAUGUACUACAGAAGUGAAGGAUCACCUCUGCUACUUGUCUUGCAGCCACAGUCCGUACACAAUGUGAUGACAGACUGCGAAAUAUCAACACAAACAGCAGAUUCUGUUCUUGAAUUAAAGGAUGAGGAUGCAUCAGAAGUUGCUAAGUUAGUUUUGAAAGCAACUGCUUUUUUAGGCUUGCUGGCAGAUCUAGAAAGAUCUUGUGAUAUCAUUGAGCUUAAUUUAUCACCAGAUCAUCCCAAUGUCAGUAUUAUUACAUAUGGGAUGCAGGAUAGAUCUUGUAUAGAUGUUCCGAAAUCCGCAGACAUGGUUGAAAGCUUUAGCUGUGAUCAGCCUGUUACUCUAAAAUACCAACUACCUCACAUAAGACUGAUUAUGAAGGCAUUAGCAAUAUCUUCUAAGGUAGUAUUAAGAUGCAGUUCAAAUGGUAUUUUACUGCUGCAACUAAAAUUAGAAAAAGAAGAUCAAAGACAGAUGUUUUCAGAAUUUUACAUUUUACCGUUAUUAGAUGAUUAAAAUAAUAAGAUUUUGAAAUUUAGGCCACUUAUGUUUUGUACAGGAGAAUGGAAGAAAUAAUUAGAUAUAAUUUACCCGUCAGAAUAAAAUCGUUGUUGUAGUGUACACCCGACCUUAAUCCCCUUGUUACAAAAAAGGUUUUGUUUUAACAAAUAAAAGACAUAUUGU
This is a messenger RNA of Vanessa atalanta (red admiral), 1127 nucleotides long. It is a transcript of the gene Rad1, whose product is annotated as cell cycle checkpoint protein RAD1. Gene Ontology annotation, cellular component: nucleus; checkpoint clamp complex. Bases 147 to 959 code for a protein of 270 amino acids. The transcript has 6 exons. Gene Ontology annotation, molecular function: 3'-5' exonuclease activity. NCBI's taxonomy places the organism in Eukaryota, Metazoa, Arthropoda, Insecta, Lepidoptera, Nymphalidae. Gene Ontology annotation, biological process: DNA repair; DNA damage checkpoint signaling. The record is from RefSeq and is a predicted model, not a curated record.